Molecule: messenger RNA, 3312 nt
Organism: Cladocopium goreaui
Lineage: Eukaryota; Dinophyceae; Suessiales; Symbiodiniaceae
Source: the annotation of a GenBank genome assembly
AUGGAUCAACAAGCUACUAGGGAUGGACUUCGUGUUUCAUUUACCCAAGUUCUUAAUGAAGCUGUGUUUUCCAAGAAUGUGUUGCUGCAGUACGGAGGAUACUCUCCUUACGAGGCUUUGUUCGGCCGUACUCCACCAAUGCUCGAUGUAAUGACUGCAGAAGAUGAUCAGGAGCGGGAACAUCCCGCCCGACUCCGAUCCAUAGCCGUGCAAGCCAUGAUCCAAGCCUCAGCCGAGGAUCGCAUCCGCAGAGCAAAUGCCACGAAAUCCAGACCAGCUGGAGAGUUGAAGGACAUGCAAGUUGGUGAUCUUGUGGAUAUUUAUCGCCCAACCAUUUCCAAAGACGUGCCCCGUUGGCACGGCCCUGCAUCCAUAACCGAUUUGACCGCACUCACUGAUGGAAUCAUCGGUGUGAGGUGGCAGGGCAGAAAUCUUCAAGUCCGCGUACAAGAUGCACGCAGAGCCUUGGCAUUCGCAUAUGCACCUGCAUUCUUUGGUGGUGCCAAUUCACCAAUUGAAGUGUUGAAAGUUGCUGCAGAAUCUUUCAAGGGUUGCAUGAGAGUUGGAUGGUUCCGUAAGAAUGAUCGAUGGUUGCCAUGUGAGGGCAACAAAGAGUACUCUGAAGUCUUACAUGCAGGACUUCACGUUGGAGCUGUCAAUUUGCAACUCAUAGGUGUUUUUAGCUUGCGAUUCGGCCAUGGCAUGAAGACCAUCUCAGGAAAGAAAGAUGUGAAGGGUCGUCUUGUAGCUCAGGGUUUCCAAGACCGACAGAGCCUGAGCACGUUUGCAGGUGAUAAAGAUGGUCCCAAGAUCGGAAACAAUCCGAUCCAAAUCUUGGAGUUUGUUUCAAAGAAACAAAGCAGAGUUUGCCGCAGUACUUUCACAGCUGAACUUUAUGCGGCUCUUGAUUUGGUUGCCCUUGCCAAUACGAUCAACCUUGCUAUGACAGAAGUUCUGACCGGUAGCAAAUCAGCUAGCAUGAUGGCUGAUAUCCAAGAGACUGGAACCAAUGCGUUAGAAAGUGAUCUUUUCUUGGAUGCACGAGCAGUGUUCGAUUGCAUAGUUGCAACAGACACCAAGACCACUACAGAUAAGUUGAUGCUUGUGCAUGCUCUUAAACUAAAAGAGAUCCUUGCUAUGCGCGUCGCCAGCCGCCUUUGCUGGAUAGAUACGCUUGAUAUGCUGAGCGAUGGAUUGAAUAAAGGAAGUGUGGCACGUGAUCCAAUCAGGAACGCUUGUGUGCAUGGUCAGUGGAAGAUCUUGCACGAGUUCAAACAGCACGUUGAAGCAAGGACAUGUCUCUACAACCACCUUUUAGGCAGAUCGUUCCGAUCAACCAGUGCCAAUUCAAUUGCCAUGGAACCCUCCGCGAACUUCCGACGAUGCAGUGCUGAGCAAAAGGGAAAGCAUGCUGCUUUGGACAGACAGGUGUUUGUUAGGGAUGGUGCGGCCGUGGACAAAGCAUGGAAGAAGUUUGAUGGCUUCGACCGAUGGGCUUUGCCUACUGCAAAGGUAUGUCAAGUGGGUUGGAGCGGUCCACAUCAAGGCUUUCAAGCCCAUGUUGAGCGAUAUCGCAACAGUCCUGUUAUGCACAAGAGUGUGCCAGACUGUUACAAGCCCAUGAUCUUCAAGAACGGCAUUCGCAAGCCUUUCCCUCGCCCAACCAAGAAAGUCAAAGAGAGCACAUGCGUCACCGACCACAGCGACGUGGAAACUCUGGAGUCGUGUGCCAACGUCGUUGUGAAGGGAUCGUUCCUGGAUUUGGAUGACCAGUGCCUGAUGCGCCAGUACCGGAAGCUGCGGCGCGUGAUGUCUGACAGCAUUCUGGUGGGUGUCUUGGAUGUACCAGAAGUGUACGAACCCGGGAGGUUCAGCAACGAUGUCGAGAAAGCACGGCCCAAAGCACAGCAAACACCUCCUGAGCAGGAGAAGACACCCGCUGCUACUCAGCCGAAGACAUCAAGGAGCCAGGUGACAGGCAAGGCUGCGAAAGAUGAGGAGUCCUGCCGCAAAGUCCAACGUACCACGGUGAUGUUGCGCAACUUGCCCAACAACUACACCCGCGACAUGUUCCUGUCCUUGCUGGACGAAGAGGGCCUCAGUGAGCUCUAUGAUUUCGUGUAUCUUCCCAUGGACUUCUGCCGUGAUGCCAACCUGGGCUAUGCAUUUGUGAACUUGGUGGAUGGUGCGGCCGUGGGCAAAGCAUGGAAGAAGUUUGAUGGCUUCGACCGAUGGGCUUUGCCUACUGCAAAGGUAUGUCAAGUGGGUUGGAGCGGUCCACAUCAAGGCUUUCAAGCCCAUGUUGAGCGAUAUCGCAACAGUCCUGUUAUGCACAAGAGUGUGCCAGACUGUUACAAGCCCAUGAUCUUCAAGAACGGCAUUCAUCAAGCAGCAUUGUGCGACGUCGUAAGUGCGCGCAAACGGUACCACUGGGUCCCGGGUCUGCUUUGUCUGUCUCCGAUCCAUUUUCUCGCCAUGAGCCCUCAGUCUCUUGCCAAGUCCAUGUCCGUGCACAGCAACACAGAGAGCACAUGCGUCACCGACCACAGCGACGUGGAAACUCUGGAGUCGUGCUCCUCACGCCCCCUCUCCCCUUGCCAAACUUGCACAGCAGAAAUGGAAGGCGAAACAGGUGCCAACGUCGUUGUGAAGGGAUCGUUCCUGGAUUUGGAUGACCAGUGCCUGAUGCGCCAGUACCGGAAGCUGCGGCGCGUGAUGUCUGACAGCAUUCUGGUGGGUGUCUUGGAUGUACCAGAAGUGUACGAACCCGGGAGGUUCAGCAACGAUGUCGAGAAAGCACGGCCCAAAGCACAGCAAACACCUCCUGAGCAGGAGAAGACACCCGCUGCUACUCAGCCGAAGACAUCAAGGAGCCAGGUGACAGGCAAGGCUGCGAAAGAUGAGGAGUCCUGCCGCAAAGUCCAACGUACCACGGUGAUGUUGCGCAACUUGCCCAACAACUACACCCGCGACAUGUUCCUGUCCCUGCUGGACGAAGAGGGCCUCAGUGAGCUCUAUGAUUUCGUGUAUCUUCCCAUGGACUUCUGCCGUGAUGCCAACCUGGGCUAUGCAUUUGUGAACUUGGUGGAUGGUGCGGCCGUGGACAAAGCAUGGAAGAAGUUUGAUGGCUUCGACCGAUGGGCUUUGCCUACUGCAAAGGUUGGGCCAAAGUUUGCAAAAUCUUCGAUGACCCAGGGAUGGUAUGUCAAGUGGGUUGGAGCGGUCCACAUCAAGGCUUUCAAGCCCAUGUUGAGCGAUAUCGCAACAGUCCUGUUAUGCACAAGAGUGUGCCAGACUGUUACAAGCCCAUGA